Messenger RNA from Maylandia zebra (zebra mbuna), 2001 nucleotides. RefSeq names its product glucokinase (hexokinase 4) regulator (gene gckr). Gene Ontology annotation, molecular function: fructose-6-phosphate binding; carbohydrate binding; enzyme inhibitor activity. Gene Ontology annotation, biological process: carbohydrate derivative metabolic process; glucose homeostasis; response to fructose. Gene Ontology annotation, cellular component: cytosol; nucleoplasm. Lineage: Eukaryota; Metazoa; Chordata; Actinopteri; Cichliformes; Cichlidae. The record is from RefSeq and is a predicted model, not a curated record.
UUCCCCCUUUCGCUCGCAGUUUCUGUUUUCUCUGCAAAUCGUUACCAGUGACCAUUUUUGCCAGAUAAAGUGGACAAUGGCAGGAUUAGACUGGACUUAUGGUGUUUCCACUUUACGUCAAUGGGAAUCCGCAGAUUAUGAGCCUUCACUUCCUGUUUCAGAGAAGUCUAACCCCCUGACAUGUGACAUCGACCGAGCUUCGGCCUAUAGCAUUGUGAAGAUGUUACAAGUUUGUGAUUCCCAGAUGUUCCAGAAAGAGGCAGGAACGACCUACCAGAGGCUUUUGAGUGACCAAGUGUUGAAAACCUUAAUGGAGGUUGCUAAAAGGGUCGAGGUCAUAAUAAAGGAUCCUCAGGAGAGCUGUGUUGUGAUGAGCGGUUGUGGCACUUCUGGUCGGCUGGCUUUCCUGAUCUCGUCAGGCUUCAACAAAGCACUGAGUCAGCUGAACCAAAGUGAAGUGUAUUCAUACAUCAUUGCAGGAGGAGACAGAGCUCUGCUUUCCUCUCAAGAGGCUCCUGAAGACGACCCCAGACUGGGCGUGCUCAGUCUGAAGAAGGUGUGUGAGGGAAAGAAGCGAGUCUUGUUCAUUGGCAUUUCCUGUGGACUGUCUGCUCCAUUUGUGGCAGGGCAGCUGGAUUUCUGCUUGCAGCACCCUGAAGUCUACACACCUGUGCUGGUUGGCUUCAACCCUGCACAUCAGGCCAGAGAUGAGCCCAUACAAGACUGCACCUUCACGUUUCACAGUGUGGUACAAAGGAUGCAAGAACUUGCAAAAAGCCAGAAGGCCUUCCUCAUUAACCCAGCAGUUGGGCCCGAAGCCAUCAGUGGGUCCUCCAGGAUGAAGGGAGGCAGUGCAACUAAGAUUCUCCUGGAAGUUGCCUUCUCUGCUGCUCAUGCUGCCACUUCCUCCAACACACCUAUCACACAUAAUGGUGUUCUGCAGCACAUGAUGGAAUAUGAGAGAACUCUGGCUGUCACGUACUCUCAGCCUGAUGGCAUCACUACUCUGGUGGAGGCAGCGGGAGAAAGUUUGCGGUGCAGCAGGCACGUGUAUUACCUGGGCUGGGGUUCGCUGGCUUUGCUGGGCCUCAUUGAUGCCAGUGAGUGUAGCCCCACAUUUGGUGCAGACUAUGAAGACGUUCGAGGCUUCAUCAGAGGAGGAUACAGAGAGCUGAAUAACAAUGACGGUCCCUUAACUUCACUGGGCCCCAAGUUCUCCAUAGCACAUGAGGACUUCCUACAUCUGAUCCUGCCGUGUCUUACUGAUAAGGACACUGUGCUGCUAAUCUACACGCACUCCGAUGACGCCACUGAAGUGGGUAACAUGGCCCGCAGAGUGAGAGAAAAGACGCCCAACCUCCAUGCUGUUUAUCACCAGGCUGAUGGAGACACAGCAGCUUCUUUACAACAAGACAACAUCAAAAAACUGUGUUUAUCUACACUAAAGAUAACUUGGCCUCAAGAAGCACUUGUUUCAGGGACCUUGCAGCAUAUGCGGGAGCUGUCCACCAAGCUGGUGCUGAACGCUGUGAGCACUGGAGCUCAUGUCUUAAAGGGGAAGAUAUACCAGAACCACAUGAUUGACCUGCAGGUCACCAACACUAAACUGUACCGCAGGGCCACGCGUUUACUCCAGAAGCUUUCUACAUGUCCAGAGGAAAAAUGUGAGGAAGCUCUUUUAAAGGCAAUCUACCGAGUAGACAUGCUGACACUGGAGAUGACAUCCUCUGACAUCACCACACACACGUGCUUUGCCAGAAACAGCACCAAGGUGGUCCCUCUGGCUUUGGUCAUUUUACUUACCGGUUGGUCACUGGUGGAGGCGGAGUCACAUUUGAAGCAGCAGCCAAUUGUUAGGGAAGCCGUGGCUCAGUGGAUGUGGUAACGGAGGCCGUUAAGUUAAAAUCUUACAUACAAAACACAAAUUUGAGCACUUUUAUCUCACUCUUAAAUGAACAUACUUCUGUUUUAAUUUAAUGUGAUUGAAAUAAAAUAAGUAAA